CACUUUCCACAUUUACAGAUUCAAAAUAAGGCUAACAUUGUCAAGUAACAAACACACUGAUGUUUUCAUUUCUAAUAUUAAUUUCAUUCUUUCACGAAGAAUCGUUACAAUGCCAUACUAUCAGUCGCGCCAAAAUACGCUUCGCGGAACCAGAACAACCGAGGGAAAUAUUGCGCAAUCUAUACCAGUUGUUUUGUCCUAUCAGCAAAACCAAUAACAUGACACAGCAUGCUGUGUUACGGGUUCCCACGAUAAGCUCUGUUAAUAGAAAAGGAAGGAAGUAUGAACAGAUUAUAAAGGGGCGUUUGCUAAUGCUCAGUGCGGUGGAUCGGCAAAGCUGAACCCAGUCGGGACCAAAACCAAGGGUGGCGGACUCCUUUGAUGUUUGGACAUCAUCCAAAAAAGUGCUUAUAUAUAAAUCAGGAUGAUACCAUCACUGGUACAGAGGCUUUCCAAAGGUCUCUCUUUCAUGUCAGCAAAAAAUGAGGCAGAUAUGAGCGCUAAUACACGGUCACAGGUCUUAAACAAAACAAACAAUGCAGACAGCGUUCAGGAUAUGGCUACAUUACGCAGACAGUCAACAACACAACUUCCUCCAGAUGAUGAGCAGAAUUCACUCACACAUUCCACAAGAAAGAAUUUCACAAGAUCCUCGACAACAAGCAGCACCAUCAGUAAAAGCACCAGUACAAUGUUGAAGAGAUUAUCAAAAACGCCAUCCAGAUACAUGGAAGGUGAACUCCACAGUGAAGAGAUAACACAGAUAUCAUCCAAGAAAAGGAAUUCAUCUAGUCUGGAAAGAUCAGGGACUAAAAAACCUUCCCAAAUCCCCACAGAACAGCUGGCGAUGGCAAAAAAUGUGUCUCUAAGUGCACGAGGCAAAGGACCCAAGCAACUGAGCUUGACCAAAAAAGUGUCAUCACCUGGGAAGCAUCAUUCAGUCAAUGGUCCUACACGCUCUAGUUCUGUGACAAAAAUAAGAGCCAUUCCUCUUAGGAAUAUAAAAUCAAAGGGAAAAACCAUCUGGUAUUCUACUGGUGCCUACUUAUCAGUGCGAAGUAGUGAUGGUGGAUUUUACCUGUGCAGAGUAUUGAGAAAUGUUUAUAACACUUCCAAAGAAGUAAAAAUUCGUUGGCUUGUUAAAAAACAAAGGAUUGCUAGAAGCAGAAAUAAGAAUACUCGUGCAACUAUGCAUGAUGAUAAAGAACAUGAUGGAAAAUUAUAUCAGCUUUCCUAUGCGGAUAUCAUUGACCCUUCUUGCAUUUUGAUGGAGGUGUCCAUGGAGGUAGCACCUAAUCGAAGGACCAUGAUUUUACACGAUGAGGACAAGGAAGAAACAAUGAGGCUGCUGAACAUUGCAGAAGAGGUAGAGUCCGGCAACAUGGCAAAGGAAGAUAUUGGAGAAGAUGUUGAAGAAGUCAUUAUCAUUGAUCAUCCAACCCCAAAGAAACGAAAGUUAGACAGAGGAUCUUCAUCAGAAAGGGUUGAAACAAAGAGGCCAAAACUUAAGAAGACACCUUCUCAAAAGAAGCAAGAGAAGGAAAGAAGGGCACAAGAAAGAAAGAACAAAAGAAGCCAGGAAGAAGCUGACGGGAAACCAAAGCGCAAACGAAAAGUGGCCAAGAAAGAGGAAGACAUUCAGCUGCAUCCUAACCCUAAUAUCAAAGUUCAGGAGAAAGAUCCUUUAUGGGAAACAACAGCACACAUGCCCUUCAUUUCAAAGUAUGGAAAUUCUCGACUUGCAUUUCGUGCCAUCAACUUGAAUGAUAUGAAACUACUCAAAAAACUUCUGAAAGAUUCAGAGAGAGUCCGUUGCCUUAGUCAUAUGCAUAGCCAGAGCAAUUCCUACUGUCCACUUCAAUAUGCUCUGUAUAAAAAACAUCAAGAAGCCUUUAACCUUCUAUAUGAAGACUACUUUGGGAACAAAUAUCAUAAACGACUAGAAGGAAAUGCUGCAGACAAGAUUAUGAUGGAAAGGCUAGGGACUGGGUCCUACAACUUCCGAUCACUGGGUGUAGGUCGAAUUAGAGCCAUCAUGGCAAGCAGAGGUAGCAGAGAAGGCAACAAUGCUCUCACAAAGGACCAGCGUGACAUGGAAGACAGUUAUCCCCUGGCUGAGGCUGAUAUUAUUAUUACAGCCAUGGAAACUGGAGCAACCAAAGAAGUCUUUUUAAAAAUUAUGACUUCGGAUCAGAAGGAAUUGGACCCGUCCAGAGAUCUGAGAUUUGAUUUGAUGAAUCAUGUGGUCAAGAAUUUGAUGGUAUUGCUGAUCAGGGGACAUAAUGUUGUAGCCGGAGAACUAAUGGCAUUGAUUGUCAAAAAUCAUUUUCGCUUUGGACGUUUCCCUUUUCUCAUCACCAAGGUUCUUUUGGCCAAAGAUUCUGAAGACCUAAAAACUAUGCCGCCUUCACAGUUAAGAGCUGAUGCCAAAGAAUUAAAAGGGUUCACAGCUAUUCAUGCAGCUGCCUGCAACCCAAAUCCUGCAGUCCUGGAAAAAGUUCUGUCAGUAGAUCCUGAUUUUCACAUAAGUGAUGCCAAGGGUCACCGCCCUAUUCAUCUGGCAGCAGGCUGCUCUUCGACAGGCCCACUCAAACUACUGCUAGAAAAGGGAGCUAAUCCAUAUGAUUCUGACAGCAAGGGUUUCACUUCACUGCAUUUUGCCAUCCAGGCAGAAAGAGUAGAGAAUGUAGAGAUUUUACUUCAACUGCUUCAAGACAAAAACUCUCGAUUUGUUGACCCAACCGAAGGAAAACCAAAUGGUGGAGUCAACAGAACCAUCACCACCUCAGAAACUCCACUUCAUAUGGCAGCAAAAUUUGGAAAUCUGAGUAUUGUUCAGCUUCUUCUGAAAUAUGGCGCUGAUGUUAAUGCCAAGCUGUCCAUCAGCUCUUUCUCUUUAACCCCACUCAUGGUAGCAGCUGGCAGGGGCCAUCUGAACAUUGUUCACUGCCUUGUUGAUGGAGGGGCUGAAGUGCAACAGAAGGAUCGCCUGGGAAGAACUGCAUUGAUUCAUGCUGUCAUGAAUGGGUCAACCAGUGUGUUGUCUUACCUGCUGAACAUUGGGGCCUCACCAAAUCAACCAGACUCAUCAGGCAACUCUCCGCUGCACUAUGCUUCUGCUUACGGGUGGCACUUCUGUGUGAAAACAUUGAUCCAAGCUGGAGCAGAUCUGUGCUGUAGCAAUGACUGGCAGACAACUCCAUUAUCAGUUGCCUACUUAAAGGGUCACUUUGGCAUUGUCUCCCAACUUCUUGAUCAUGAGAAUGUGAAUGUCAACCAUCCAGAUGAAGAGGGGAGGACACUUUUGUUCAUAGCAUGCUCCAGUGAACCAGAAGACAGUUUGCUUGAACAGAUUCGAUUCCUGGUUAAGGAGAAAAAUGCAGACUGUACAGUUAUAGAUACUUUUGGGAAAACACUGCUUCAUUACUUAGCUAUGACAAAGAUUACUGAAUCCAUCCAGGCGGAUGAUAAACCUGCAGAAACUAUAAUAAGUGAACAAGCAAUUAAAAACACGGUCAGCAUAGCUCAGUUCCUUCUGGACAAUGGAUGCAAUCCAUCACUUCAGGACAAGGAGGGAAAUACUGCAGCUGUUGAAGCUCUUAGAAAGAAAAAUAUUCCUCUUGCAAAACUUCUUGUGGAAAAUGGCUGCCAGAUCAAUGUUGCAACAAUAGAUGAUCCACUUGUGCCUCCUUCCACCCUAUUGCAUUCUCUCGCCUAUGACAUUUUUGAGCCUGGAGACCCUAGCCUUGUCAUCAAGUUUCUAGCACAAACAUUGACAGUAAAUGGAUUGAAGAGGAAUUUCAGUAAAGAACUGUCUGAAAUGGCACAAACAUAUGAUAGAAAUGGAUUGACUCCAUUCAUGGCUGCUUGCAAAACUUAUUCUUCCAGAAAUUACUGGCAUGACAAAAAGACUGAAUUUCUGGAGAGAACAAGAUGGGAGAAAGCCCGUGCAUUCUUGAGGAACCUUGUUGAGGUGGCUAAGAGUGAUAUUAAUGCAAGUACAAAACCAGACUGGAUAUCUCUUAAUGAAGGAACCUUACACAAAACCAGACACUCUGCAACUAAGUGGAUGCCUGUCUUUUACCUGGUUGGGGCCAACGAUCCUUGGUUUGAUGCUGCUGGACAAUAUGCUCCAGACAUCAAAUGCUCCAUGCUGAAGUAUUUGCUCACUCAGGGACUUGAGGUGAACAUCUACAACCAUGAGAACAAGACGCCGCUGAUUUCUGCUAUUACUGGAAAGAACUUAGAUGCAGCAUUACUCUUGCUGCGAGAAGGCAAAGUGGAUCCGAAUUUGUGCCAGCUGAUUACUAAGGAAGAGGAUGAUGCAAAGAAAACUGUAAAAUGUCCACCUCUCUGCCUUGCUGCUCACUACCAGCAGUUUGAAAUUCUGGAUGAAUUGCUUAAAAACAAAGCAGAUGUGACAGCAAUAGAUGAGAAUUCUGGAAAAUCUGUGCUGCAUAUUCUUGCAGAAAAAAGCAGAUCUGAAGAGUGUGUACAAGCAAUGGUAAAGAUAUUAGAUGCUGGUUUGGAUGUGAACAUCAGGGAUGACAAUCAAAUGACACCACUUCAUAUCCUGGUGAAUGCUAACAAGGGAGGCAUUGAUGACAGCUUUGAUGCUGAGAUCCUGAUGCUACGUAGAAAUGCAGAUCUGGCAAUCUGUGACAAUGAAAGUCGCACACCAUUGCAUUAUGUCUUCUUAAAAAAGAACAGAGAGACAGACAAGAGUCAACAUGACCCAAUAGAACUGUGCAAGCUAUUGGCCAAAUCCAUGGGAUCAUCUGAAAUAAACAUAGCUGACAAGAAUGGAUCCACGCCUCUUCAUUUAGCUGCAUGCAGGGGUGCCAGCAUUUGCUGCAUGUACCUCUUGCAGAGAGGGGUAGAUCUCAACAAACAGGAUGUAGAUGGAAACACUGCUUUAACCCUAGCUGUUUCAGCAGGGCAUGAUAACUGUGGGAGCAUGCUGAUCCAGCAAGGAGCAGAUCUCCUCAACCCAGUUGUCCAAGUUACAGCCAAAAAUGAAGAGAAAAGACCAGUUUGGAAAUGGAAACACCUCUAUAUGGCAGAAACUAUAGAACCUGUCACCAAAGUACCUCUGUUUCAGGUUGCAAUCAAAAACACGAUGGUUGGAGUAACAUUCCUUCUGCUUGAAGCGCCUUCUGAUAAAUCUGGCAUUUCUAUGACAAGCGGCAUUGAGAUGGCCAUUAAGAAUUCCCAGUAUAAUGCUGCACUACGCUUACUGUCCACAGCAGUGGACUUAAAAGAAGUUCUUGCACUGCGAAGCAAGGACAGAAACCUUCUUCACAUCUUAGCUUUGUAUGCAGCUGGCAAUGAAGAACAGCAAAUUAGGAUUGCCCGGAUUUUGAUCGACAAAGGCAUACAGGCCAAUAGCAAAGACCAAUAUGGUUGCACCCCUCUAUUGUAUGCUGUCUACAACAAGAACUUUCAGCUUGCUAAUUUUUUGAGCGCCCUACCUGAUGGUAUGAAUGUCAAGUUUGUUGACAGCUUCAACAGGAGUUAUGUCACAGCAUCACUGUGGAAUUGUCUGUACUCUGGCAUUCCUGCAGACCUGUGGGAAUGGCUGGAAGUGAUGAUAAAGAAAAAGGCAGACAUCAACAAGAAGUUUGACUUCCCAAUGCCAGACAUUCCUUUUGCUACUUCGUUCAACGUCAAGAUGCUCAACCCAGAUUACUGGUGCAGCUACCCUGGCUGCGAGACAACAGCCCUUAUCUUUGCCUUGCGGUGUCGUGACUUCACCUUCACUCAUAACCUUCUGCAGUGGGGUGCAAACCCAAACUUGCCAGACAGCAGUUCGGUCACACCUCUCAUGCAUGCCGUCAAAAUCAAUUCUCUAAAUCACCUCAAGCAACUGAUGAGGUAUGAUUAUGACCCUGACUACAAAGAACCAGAGAAGAUAGUGCCAGCUAAGAAACAUCAAAGGGGAAAUAAUGUCACACAUGGAAAAGUAUUUCGGCUUAAAAAAACACUUAGUGCAACAUCUGUGUCCAGUGGAUCAAGCACAUCAGAUGAAGAGGAAGAAAAUGCAGCAGAAGAAUUGGAACAAAAGAAGAAGCCAAAUGAAAUCAAGACUGUGAAGAAAACCAGCUCAGUUAAACUGGACCAGACUGACAAAAAUGGCUGGACUGCAAUGCACCAUGUAGCCUGCCCACUGGAACUGGGAUCAUUUGACAAUGAUGAGAUGAUUUAUGUUCUGGCCAAAGCAGGUGCAAAGUUAAAUGUGAAAAACAAUCUGCAGCAGACACCUCUUGACCUGGCAUUGGCCCACAGAGCACCUAAAGUAGCAAGCAUGCUGCAGAAACUAAUGGGGGUGUCUGAAAAAGACAUGAAACAACCCAGUUAUGAAAAAUUCUCAUGCAGUGAUGGUGUUACCUGGACUGGGUCAGAGCCAGAUUUUCAUAGUGAUGCAGAAAAGCAACUUGGAGGAGAAGAGGCCAUGGAGGAAGAGGAAGAGAUUAAGGUGGAGGUCAGCGAGUACUGCAGAAUAAAAAAUGGGGAAUUGGUGAUUGAUGCAGAACAAAGCUUACCUUAUGAAGUGCUGAUGACAAAGUGUGAUGCUAAUCUUGGACAGUGGGGCUUAUACAACUUUUAUCAGAUUCAGCUGGUUCGUCAACCAAGCAAGAAGAUAUAUGUUCUUUUCACACGUUGGGGUCGCAUUGGAGAUGUUGGACAGUACCAGCACACACCAUUUCAAAAUGAAGCUGAUGCUGUCAAAGAGUUCAAGAAAAUUUUUCGGGAAAAGUCUGGCAACAAAUGGGAGGACAUCAAAAGUUUCGAACAGAAGCCUAGAAAAUACCGAUUAGUACCAUACUCUGAACGUCAUCCACCACGACAGCAGAAAGAUGUUGAAUUCAUGUUUGAAACUGAGGUUGAAUCUGUGCUGCCAAAAAACCUGCAAGAGAUUGUGAAGAUGACAAUGGAUGUAAAGGCUUUGAAGAGAAUGUACAAAGGGAAUAGAUCCCUGGACCCAGAUGUUUUACCUUUUGGACGCAUCAGCAGGGACAAACUAUUGCAGGCCAGAAAACUAUUGGAAGAAAUGGGGGAUAUAGUUCACAGAAUUGAGGUUCAUCGGAAUACAAGAGGGGACAAGACAAAAGAACAAAAAGAUGAACAUCAGUUAGACUGCCAAAAGGUGUCAGAGUUGAGUACAGAGUAUUUCCAGCUGAUACCACAGAAGAAUUUUGUUUAUGAAAUGCUACGGCCAUUGGACAGGAAACAGCAAUACAGUGAGCAAGUAAAACUGGUGAACAAACUGCUGGACUAUGAAGUGGCCAGCAAAAUGCUUUUGGGGGCCAUGUAUUGUAAAGCAAGUGUAAACCCAGUGGACUAUGUCUACCGGUGUCUGCAUACACAGAUGGAAUUAAUGAACGAGGAUGAUUUAAUGGCUCAGUAUAUCAUGCGGAGUGUCUAUGCCUCAGAUAAGAGAGCCUCAGUUGAAGCCAUUUACAAACUGGCAAGAGCCGGUGAAGAGAAGAGAAUGCAGAAAGGGGGCCUAGGCAACAAGCGCUUGCUGUGGCAUGGCACACGAAGGAACAACCUGCUCAGCAUCCUACACCGGGGGCUAGUGGAAACACCUUUGGAUGCUUCACAAAUCAGUGGCGCUGCCUUCGGGAAGGGCAUCUACUUCAGUGAUGACUUUGAAAAGUCCAGGAUGUAUUGUGACCAUGGAGAAGAGUGUAGCUUCAUACUUCUUUGUGAGGUUGCCCUUGGGACACAGCAGGAAGUGCACAACUGGGCAGCAUUCAAGGCAAAUGACAGCUACAACAGUGUCUUUGUUCAUGGCCGCAGAACUCCAGAGCCAACAAAUAAUGUUUCACUGCCAACAGGUGUGACACUUGCUUUGGGUGAAAUAAAGGAAAUCACCUCACAUUUCAAUGAGGAAACCCAGACUUGGGAAUAUUGUUGUGCUGCACACAACGAAUUUGUUGUUCGAGAGGAAAGCCAAGUGUGUUUACGUUAUCUUGUACAGUUCCACUAAUCUCAUCAGAACUUGACUUUUGUCUCAGUGUUUUUGUUAAAUAUUCAUUCAUUUUUUUGGAAGGAUAUGAGUAUCAUCACUGUAAAUGUGAAUGCAUCAGCGUGCAAACAGUGCAACUCCUUUAGAGCUCUAAGACUGUGGCGUUAUUCAACUCCUCAGCUGCUACUUGUCCUGAUAAACAUCGAAAGCUUGUAACAUUCUUGAUUUUAUGUAAGUUUCUGGACUUGCAAGUCUUGCACAUAAAUUCUAAAUGUAAGGGUUGCAAGCAGAUCACUGUCACUUAACACACGUCUAAUUUCUAACAAUGCUGAAGAAAACAAAAACAACGUAUAUCUGUUGUCAAAAUCUCUAAUGCUAAAGAGCAUAAGAAUGACAUCUGCAGUCAAAUGUACAUGAGCUUAGUUGUGUUAGAAUAAAAUGUGAUUUAUUAUUAAUUUUUUUAUAUAUAGUUCUAAUAUUCAAGUUCCAAGUGUGAUAUAUUUUGAGGCAUAUUGUUUUGGUGGUAGGCACAGUGUACUGUCUUUACAUAUAUUUAAUAUUUUAGAGGUGAUUUUAUCAAUGUAUGAAAGUUAUGAAUUGUGUGUGUAUAGAUAUAUAUGAUAGUAAUGUAGAAUGAUCUUUACAGACAUUACCUUUGAGAGUUUGAGCAAUUGAACGAGUUCUGUAGUAACUGAACAUUUGUGAAACAUUAGGCAGCAUUCCAAUAAAAGUUGCAUUGCUUUUGAAUAGUAACCAGACAUCAACUCAUGGAAACUGCACAGGUCUGUCAUUAUACUGAGAUCUGUCAUUUAUUCUUCUUCAUCUCUCCCACCUUUUUUCCAUAACCAUGCUCGCCUUUGAUACAUUCAGCCUAAUUCUUGUGAAAAUUGAUUGAUUUAAUGAGUGUCAGCUUCUGCUUUAUUUAACACCAUGCUAAUUCUAUAAGCUAUCAGAAUACCAUAUUCAUUUUAUUGCUGAACACUAAUUUCAGCUACUUUUGGUUAUUUGCACUGUGGAAUGGCUUUGGCUAGAGAAUUCUAUUUUGGAACUGUCUCAGUCCUAGCUUGCUCUGUUUGUAGUUUGACCCAUUGUAAUUCUGCCUUAUUACUUUGGAAGAUGCAAGACAUGCUUUGAAUAAUUUUGACUAAAUAUAAAUUAACUGUAGGAAAAAACUCUUAUUGGCAGCAUCACAAAUGACACAUCCGACACUUGUGGUUUUCAUUUAUUUAAAAUGUGAUAUAUUUAUUUGUUCAUAGAAAACUUCAAAUUUACACUUUUGGUGAAAUAAAUGUGAUUAUGUAAAUAAUC
Messenger RNA from Pomacea canaliculata, 9280 nucleotides. RefSeq names its product tankyrase-like protein. Lineage: Eukaryota; Metazoa; Mollusca; Gastropoda; Architaenioglossa; Ampullariidae. The record is from RefSeq and is a predicted model, not a curated record. The transcript is spliced from 52 exons. The coding region runs from base 425 to 7993 and encodes 2522 amino acids. Gene Ontology annotation, molecular function: NAD+ poly-ADP-ribosyltransferase activity; protein binding.